AAACCAAUGACAGGACAGGUAGCAACAGGUGAGCAGCAAACACACACUCACACACACUCUCUCUCUCACAAACACACACUCACUCUCUCACUCACACACACACUGAGAGGAGAGGUGGCUGCUGUGCUGAAAGGCUCCUGGGACUCAGUUCCUGUCUGUGUGACAGGGAAUUAGAGAAGCGAGGACCAUUUCAGCCUCGGAGGGGAACCGGUGGAGAUCUGGACUAUUACCGACAGAACAAUGACACUAUCGGAGCGUUAGAGUGUGUGUGAGUGUGUGUGUGCAGCUGUGCACUCUAACCUGAUCGAUUAUUGAUCAACUGUUUUGUUGUAGAUUUCUUUGCAAUAAUGUUUGUAGAAGAGUUUUAAAGCUCAUCCAGAAUCCGGUCUGAACAUUAGAGGAUAUUCGUGGUGAGGAUUGUAUAAAACCUUGAACCAGACUUUAAUCCCAGGACUGCUGACUCCACCAGCACCAUGCUCAGCUCGGAGGGCCUGCGGCCGGCCCCGUCCGGCAGGAAGCCCCUGGGCAAGCUCGCCUCCCGGCUGGAGGAGGUGAAGAACCCGUGGCGGCAGGGCUCCACGCUGGAGCUGAGCCACAACGAGGCGGCCCGGCUGGCGACGGACGCCCUGCUGGAGCACGGGGAGAAGGAGUACCGCAGGGUCCUUUCCGAGGAGCGGGAGGUCAACUUUCUGUCCCCGCUGGAGGUCCGAUACAUCACCCAGCAUGCGGCCAAGGCGUGCAGCUCCGAGAGCAACGGCACCGGCCCCAACGACCGGGACUUCGGGGACGGGGACGCAGUGUCCGAGCUCACCUCCGGGACUUACUUCCCGAUGAUGUCCGACGAGGAGCCGCCGAUGCUGGAGCUCGGCUGGCCGGACUCCCCGGCGAGAUACGGACCGUCGGAGACGCAGAUCUACUUCCAGAGGGACAAGUCUCACAACGUCAAAGACCUCAUCAGGUCCCUGAUCAACAAAGCCAAGAAGGUGAUAGCGUUGGUGAUGGACGUGUUUACAGACGUGGACCUGCUGUGUGAUCUCAUGGAGGCGUCCAACAAGCGCCGGGUCCCCGUCUACAUCCUGCUGGACGAGAAAAACCUCGACAACUUUACAGAAAUGUGCUCCGCGCUCGACAUCCAGAACUCACACCUGGGUAACAUGCGUGUUCGCACUGUGUGCGGGGACACGUACUGCACCAAGAGCGGCAAGAAGUUCACCGGUCAGGUCCUGGAGAAGUUUAUGAUCAUCGACUGUGAAGAGGUCAUCGCCGGGUCAUACAGUUUCACCUGGCUGUCUGCUCAGGUGCACAGCAACAUGGUGAUGCAUUUCUCAGGUCGCAUCGCCGAAAGCUUCGACCGGGAGUUUCGCUGCCUGUACGCCGACUCGCAGAUCAUCGACUGCUUCUUCAACGCAGAAGACGAGGGGAUGCCCUACUACCCGUCAUACCAAGGCAUGAUGGGCCCCGGCAUGGGCAUGGGGAUCGGUCCGGUCAUGGGUCUGGAUUUACUCUCAGACAGGCAGAGGGACAGGGACAGGGUGUGCUCUGAAAACUCCAGCAGCCAAUCGAGUAACAGCGUGUCCAGUGUGAAGGCGGCACCAGGGAUGACCUCCAACCCGGUCUACAAGGUCACUCAAAGUCACGACAAGAAGGAGCCCAACAACAACUCCCACCUCAGCCCCGAGAGGAGAGGUGGAGACCGAGCCGGAGGACAAACCCCGACGCCUCAGACUCACGUCACACCAGGAUCGCGAGUCUCUGCUAACGGUGGAGCCAAUCACAGCCCGGCGAUGGACCGGCCGCCGCCACCGUACGGUCAGACAAUGGGCAUUGAGUGGAACAAGCCCAACCCGGUGGACGUCAUGCGGUCAAAUAUCAGCGGCACAUCCUCCAAGUUCCAGGGGUUGGGGUUGUACGACCACAAACUGAGCAUGUUCCACAGCUCCGGGCUCAUCCCCGGCACCCCCAGCUCAAACCUGACCCCCAAGACCCAGACACCCUCCCCGGUCAAUGACAGCAAACUCCCCUCCAAGCAGAGGACUCCAACCAACCAACUCUUCAACAAAUUCACAGACCUCUUUCUGCCCCCCUCCAGCAAAGAAAAAGACACCUACAACUUCCGGAGGUCACCGUCCCCUCUCAGCACGUCCUGGGGAGGGCCGGACCUCUCUCAAAAUGAGCCGGAGAGCCAGCAGAGCCCGCCGCCGCCGCUCUCUCCGGUCGCACUGAUGAGCCGGCAGGACCAGAAACGAAUGACGCUGGGCCACAGCAAGCUGGACCUUGUGAACCAGUACAACCAGAUGAAAUCCAAGCAGGUGUACAGCCGCUUUGAGCUCAAGACCAGCAACUGAACUGGCAGGAUUUCAUCAGACUACAUUCAUGUUCGAAUGUUUGUUCUUCCUAUCAGUCUUAUUACAUUUAUUAUAGUCCAUGAAGAAGAGUCUCCAUGGACUCUGGUUGUUUUUCUAAAGUGGUCAGUCCUUCGUCUUCUUCCACAGCGAUGCCUGGUGGAAAUCAGCCAUUACAGCCAUGUUGGCUCCGAGGCUCCUUCACCGAGAUUUUCUCUGUGAUUCUUGAAACCAUAUUGCCUCUUUUAUCGUGUGAGGAGCCUUUACAAGUGCAGAAGAGUUGUGACUCUUUGUGCGGUCGUAGUUUACAGAACACAUGAAAGAAAUCAAACAUUUACAUUCAUACAAGCAUUGAAACUGAUCUGUGAAAAUCACCCGUCAUCCAUUUUUUUUAGCAAAAAAAACAGUCAAACUGUUUCCGCAAAUAAAAAUGAGGUUGUAGCUGAAAGUAGUAAAAAGUUUAACAUAAACCAGUGGCAUGUCCUAACAGGAGAUUAAUUUAAAAUGAUAAAUGGCAGCUGAAAUAUUAAAGAGACAAUUAUGGCUUGCAAUUAACAUUUUUACUCCCACUGCUGUUUCUAAAGUACACUCAUUUGAGCAUUUUUCCCACACAAUUUUAUACUUUGAGACAUUACAUAACAGCUUAUUUAACAAUAAAUGUAAUGUCUGAACUGAAAUUUUAAUUCUCCUUUGAAAGACUAUAUUGGCUGUAAUAAUACUGCAGACCUUGUGCCGGAGAGGAUUAAACUGUUUUUAGACAUACUUGUGGGAGUGCCUUGGGUGGGCAUUUUGCACUGACAUGGACAGGCACCUUCAAAAAAAAUACUCAGCAGGUGAUUGGAUGAACAAUCUGUCUAUCAAAGGCAAACUUCAACCAAUCUGAUCAAUGAACCAUAUAUCAUAGUGAAACUCCUACGCUUACUUGCUUGCACUUAUUUGCACCGCCAUUGCGUUUUUUGAGCAAACAGUCACUUCGGACACAUAAAGUGUUAAACCACGCCUGUAUCUCAUGCUGUAGCUGCCAGUAGUUCAUAUAAGACGCCGAUUGGUUCGGAACCAUUGUGGUUCGGACAUCGGAACCUGGCAAGAUGGAUUCUUGCGUGAUCUGAAGUCCAGCUGCCUCUUAAAGUUAGGACAGUCCUGCUAGGGGACGCAAUACCGACCAGAGCGUGUCAUACUUUAUAGCCAAUAAACGUUGAUAAAAGAUGUUUUUCCACUUUUUCAACAAGGGUUAUCGUAGUGUUGGUUCUUUACGGACCCCACUCUGAACUUUCAACAUUAAAAGCUAAUCUGGUGGAAGAACAUCGUCAGUGUUGUGUUCAUCCCACUUUUAUAGAAAGGGGUCAGCAAACUUUACUAUCAAAAGAGCCAAAAAUAAUCUGUAAAACAUAUUUGAGCAUCAUAAUGCUAAUUACCCACCGCAGAGCAAGCAAGGAAAUCUGUCCACGCACUAUUAAACUCUCUAUUUUCCUUCAAGACUUUUCUUCUUUGGAUUUUGAAUCCAUAGCUAGCCUGGCUAGGGAAACGCAAGACUCGUAGCCACAGCUAUUGAGGCUCUGGAGCCGUAGGUUGCCGGCCUCCUGGUGUAGCUGGUGGUUCUGGUUUUUCAUUCAUGGAUCAUGGCUGCAACCUGUCAAAGACGUUAAGACGACAACAAAAUUAUGUGUAAUGUGUAAAAGAUUUUGAACAAUUUUGUCCAAAUAAGAGACAGAGAAAUAAGAGAGAUCCUUUUUUCUUUCUUAAGUGUUUUACUGUAACACUCCUGUAUUAUAGUGUAUAUAACACGUGCCUUGAUCAUCCUGCCUUAAGGUUUACAAUUACAUUUUAGACAAACGUAAUAUCGGCAGUGACUUCAAAUAUGUGUUAAUUAGGGUACAGACAUGCCUGUUUGAAGCCACUGUCCUCACAGGGAUUGAGGAGUUUGUUGUAAAUAAUAGGAGUGCGAUAAUAUUCCUGGUGCUGUAUCUCGUUACAAUUCUGGGAAAUUAGAUUGUAAAUGUAGAAACUGAAGUGCUUUGAGGUGAUGCAGACGGAAAAUAUUGUCAGACGGAUAAACAGCGUCUUCUCAGAACUGUUUUUUUUUGUUUGUUUGAACAGUGCUGUCACAUCCUUAAAAAUAGUUUCUGUAUGACAUUAAGUUCUUCAUCACAGAGGAUUGGUUCCUCAUACUGUACAUUGUAUACAAUAAACAGCAUUUUUGUUUCAAAUAUGUAGAUUUGUAUAUAGACUUAUAAUUAAAGUUUCAUUGUAUUAUUUUCAUGCUGUUUUCUUUUAGUUUUUGUGAUGAACUGUGCUGAUGUACAUUCAUUUUUCAUCACAGCACUACAGGGCUUUCCACAGAAUUCCUCCUCAGCAUGGAGCAGCAGUGCAGCAGACAUGGAAAACAGAUUUUUUUGCUGUUGUCACCUAAGCAAUAAUGAUCGAGAGCGAUCAAUAAUUUUGAUAUGUGUGUUUUCAUUUUGUGUGUGUUUUUGUUUACGGUUUAUUUCAGUUUGUAUUGUUGUUUUUUGUAAUUAAUACAGUCAGUCGGACAACGUGCAGGCAUCGAUAUGUCUCAUGUUAGUCUGACUAAUGUAUAUUAAGUUGUGUAUAUAAUACAUAAACUGUCAGGAAUUUGGGUGAUUGUUAAAUUGUUUUAUUUUUACAUUAUGUUGUUUACUGGAGAAUGUGAAUUUUCUGUUUAAGUCUGCUUAAUUUGUAAGAUGAACAUUUUAGGAUUUAAUAAAACAAAAAUUGAA
Morone saxatilis (striped sea-bass) is the source of this 5080-nucleotide messenger RNA. RefSeq names its product family with sequence similarity 83 member C (gene sack1c). Lineage: Eukaryota; Metazoa; Chordata; Actinopteri; Moronidae. Bases 474 to 2345 code for a protein of 623 amino acids. The record is from RefSeq and is a predicted model, not a curated record. The transcript is spliced from 5 exons.